Mesorhabditis belari is the source of this 1095-nucleotide messenger RNA. NCBI's taxonomy places the organism in Eukaryota, Metazoa, Nematoda, Chromadorea, Rhabditida, Rhabditidae. The record is from the annotation of a GenBank genome assembly.
AUGAAAAAGGAAUUAGUUUUCUUGCUUGUGGCUUCACUGACACAAAUUGUGACAGCAAAUGAAGAAUGGAUGCAAGAGUGCAAGAACCAGAGUGAAACCAUUCAAAUUCAUUCGGCUGGUGGCAACUGGAGAAACCUUACGAGUGAUGAGACGUCUAAUCAAUAUUUUUGGAUCCAACGAACGUUCACGUGCACUGCUGAUCCAGACCAUUUCGCGCUUGUUCGAAUAAACGACCAGAUGGAUUCACCGUCAGACACAAAAACUAUCACUUGUGGAUCCGGGCGUAAAUGGGUGUACAAAGGUGAAGUCGUUCUCAAUGUUGGAUGCUACACAAGCACACGGGCAGAUUGGAUCCUAAAGUCCGAAGAAGAGGAAAGAAUUCGAAAUUGGAUGGGCGAGCAUCACGGAGCUAAAGAGGAUCAAAAGGAUUGGACAUGGAGCAGCACCCAGUAUGAACAACAAAAGAAAAUGCAGCGAAUGGCUUCGGAAAUCCAAAAUCUUUUGGUUAACACCGAUAAUAUCAUCAGAAAGCAAGUCGCCGUUCUACCGGCAGACUAUGUGAAUGCCUAUCGGGAACAACAGGCUUCCUCAGAGAACAACUACUACAUGAGAACGGCCAAAAUUCUCGAGUUGAAGGGAGAUUUUUCGUUCGUUGAUCAGAAAGAAGUAAAAGAAAGUGAUGAUGAAAAGUUGGAUCGAAUGAUUGAUCAAUCGGCUUUGGAUUUGGCACAACGAACAAACAUGUUAAAUGAGGAUAAUCGAACGGAACAAUGUCAACAACAAGCACCUUCUUUCUUGUUGAGCACUUUGAUUUGCAAGCCGCUUGACGCUUUGGAUAUUUGUGAGGAUGAUAAACGAAAAGAACAAGGCUACGACGUAUGCAAUAGUGUGCUAGGAAAAAAUUCGCCACAAGGUUUUGAACAAGAAAGCAUCGAUAUGCGUAACAUUGCAAAGCAAAUUGCUGAAGAAAUGGAGACAAAGAUUCGAGUGAUAAGUGUAGAGGCACCGAGAGUUGCAUCAGCUCUUCACAUAAAAACCCUGGAAGCAAAAAUUCAUCAUCUGAUGCGAUUAGCAAAGGAAGUUGUCAAAUCUUUG